CCGUCGGCUCCGAACAUGACGUCACCCGCUUGUUCCUCGCCUGCUGCGUGCAAAGGAGCGAGCGAGAAAAGCAGAGAGGAAGGUUCGCAGCAGCAAAGCAACAAGGAGGAAGAGCAAUGGCGACAGUGGCUCGCCUCGUACCAAGUCCCGAUCCCUUCCUCAGCGAGCCUUGGUCUUCGUUCGUCGGUGCGGCUCAACUGCGUCUCGUUGACGACUCGACUUUGGAGAAGUUCCACGGAGAGCUUUGUGUGGUCAACGAAGAGGGGAUGCUCCACCGCCAUCUGUUUCCAAUGCUGGAGGACUUUCAUCUCAUUGUCUGCCAUGUCUGCAAUCAGGUGGUCACUCCUCAGGCCUUCCUCACGCACUACGUUGGUGUUUAAUUUCCCAGUGAGAGAGUGCAAGAAUCCUGGACCACAAUCCCCCUCCAUCCUUUCCCCACUUUGCUCCCACAACAACAUGCAUAGCAAGAACCAGAAGCGCCACAGCUCCCCCGUGCCUUCAAGGAGCCCUGUGGUCCUCAUGAAGGCCAAAGUGCCCGCAGUGGCAAGCAGUCCCGGGGAUGCCUUUCGGAUCCCCAAAGACUAUCCUCACUCGCGUUUCAGCAAAGCGCCGCUCGCCGUCUACCCUCCAAAGGGGGCUCGGAGCAAGCCACGUGUUUCUCUUCCUGUUGUGAGCUUGGAGAAGAUGCCCUGCCUCAGCCGAGCCAACUCGACCUCACAAGUCCGCUUCGCCGCCUUGUCGUCUUCCCCUUCGUCAUCCCCACUUAAACCCACUCCCUCCAGCGAAAAACUUCCAAACGGUCGAGGCAACGGCGGGCCGUCCACCCCAUGCGCUUCCGCGUCCCCUUCGUCCCUGGACGGCCGCCCCAGCCCGGCGCGCUCACCUCUCGACAAGCGGGCGUCGCCAUCGCCAUCCCCCUCACCCGCGCCUUCUCAUGUUCCCCGGCCGGCCUAUCAGCUGUUGUCAUCGUCACCUGAAAAGAAGAAUCAAAAUGGCACCAAGGCUUCUUUCAGGUCACACAACAGACUCUCAGGACGAGUAUUUGACCCAAAUAAGCACUGUGGGGUCCCGGAUCCUGAGACCAAACAGCCGUGCACACGCUCCCUCACCUGCAAGGCUCACUCCUUAACCCACCGCCGAGCCGUGCCCGGUAGGAGGAAACAUUUUGACGUCCUCUUGGCUGAGCACCGGAGCAGGAACAAGGAGACGGAGGGAGCGAAAGAGAAAGACAAGGACAGUUUCGGCAUGAGCGCCACCUCACAAGACGUCGCUGGAACCAGCAAGCCUCCCUGUUUGAAUGGACGCCCUCUGUCCACCCUGAAAUUAAAGCUGGCAAACGCACACAUACCCGGGGUUCCUGGUAUCCCCACCGCCGCGCCUCAGCCGCCACCUCCACCACCAGCUCCCAAUUCAGCCUCCAAUCCGGAGCCAUCACCUCAUCCUUGGACGACGACAUCAAGCGGAGAUGGCGAGAGGCUCUCCAGCGAUGAAGGCGAUGCGCAAACUCCCGAGGAUGCUCACAGACCUGCCUUUCACUUCUCUAACGUCCACCCGCGGCCUUCAGGGUUUUGCAUAUUCAGCAGCAGGCAGAUGGGACGAGGCUACUACGUGUUUGACAGGCGGUGGGACAGGAUGAGGUUGGCGCUCCAGAAUAUGGUGGAGAAGCACCUCAAUGCACAAAUGUGGAGAAAAGUUCCUCUUGCUGCUGAGAGCCUGCCGUCCCUCUCCUCCACCCAGAAGUCUCCGUUAUCAGACACGUGCGCUCUUUUAACCAACCCAUCCAGUUCUGUGUCCUCUGCUCACUUCUCUCCUCAUCCUUCACCUUCCAGAAAUGUACCACGAACAAUUUCCCAUCACAGCUCAUACAGGGCCAGUCACAUCACCAAAGAGAGGGAGGACUCUUUAGCUGGAACUAAGAGAAAAAACUCUUCUUGCUCCAUUCGGAACGGGACCAACAAUCAUUUGUCAUUGCAAGCACCAGGGGGGGCAGUGAGGAAAAAGGGGCGCAUUCGUGAGGGAAACGGUCUUUGGGGCUAUAACGAUCACUGGUUAUCAAAAGCGGACGGCUCUCACGGCCAUAACUCAAAUAGCAGUGAUCUUGGCAACACCGGUAUAUCCUACUCGUCCGGCAGGGAGCUAGUAGCCGCCCCCUCCUCUGGCGCCUUGAAUUAUGGGAGAAAAGUAGAGGAAAAGAAGAGGAAGAGCACUUACCAAGGGAAAACCGACAACAAGCUGAGCAGGCUGGACGCUGUGGAUGCCUUUUUUGGGAAUGACAGUGAGCCCAAAAGACAGGCCAAGUUGAAUCACUGACAGCUUCUCGGUAGAAUGGCGCUCACCACUCGAACCGUUGGGACCGCUUCACCUGGUUGACGUUUCACGUUUAGUUCAGUUUAAGACACUUGGGUUGCACUUUCUGGUCUGCUUGUUUGGGUUUUUUUUACCUCCUGAUUUGAAAAGGACUGCGACAGAAAGGAACGAGGAAAACUUGAGUCAUAAGGAAUUCUUAUUUCAUUUUUUUUAAGCAUUUCUGAUCAGCUGAAGGAACUACUGAAGGACUGGAACGUCAUCAUUUUUUCCCGCCUCCUGUGAUGUUUGCUUGACUGCAAACUUUUCGGUUGGGUUUUAACCAGCUUCUUGGCCCUCUUACUUUCGUCCUUCCUUUUUAAAUUUUUUUUUUUUUUUUUUUUACAGUUUUAUAUCAAGCCGCUUUUUUGGCGGACUCUUUGCAGUCUUUUGUCCCGUGUGCAUUGUGUACACCCAGCAUGGCUGUGUUUAAAGUGCUCUUACUGCCCUCGUCCUCCCUCGCAGCAGCUUCCAGUAGUGCCACACUUAGACCCAGUUCACAUUUUUAAAGUAUAUAUUUACACACACAAAAAAAGAAUUGUUAACCAAUGAUGCCGUUCAAUGCAUUGUAUUUCAAUAUAGGAGGGAGUCUGGACAUGUUUCACGGUUUUAACCGAUCUACAGUGCUGGCCAAAAGUAUUGGCACUCGGGUUGUUCCUAUCAUGUUUUUUUGCUGCUGAUCCCGAUAUUUCCCGAUCCGAUUGCUUUUUUUUGCUCCCGAUUCAAUUCCAAUCAUUCCCGAUAAUUUUUCCCGAUCAUAUACAUUUUGGCAAUGCAUUAAGAAAAAAAUGAAUAAAACUCGGACGAAUGUAUACAUUCAACAUACAGUACAUAAGUACUGUAUUUGUUUAUUAUGACAAUAAAUCCUCAAGAUUGCAUUUACAUUAUUAACAUUCUUUCUGUGAGAGGGAUGCACGGAUAGAAAGACUUGUAAUUCUUAAAGGAUAAAUGUGACCUUGUAUAUUGUGACUAAAUAUUGCCAUCUAGUGUAUUUUGUUGAGCUUUCAGUAAAUGAUACUGUAGCCAUUUAACUGUUCUGCCCAAAUGCAUGAUGGGAAGUGCAACCAUGACUGCGUAGUGGCACCAAUUGAUAUAUCUUCUCUGCAUUGGGAAGUAACAUAAGGUGUUAAGGAAAAGAUCAACCACUACUGAACUUCCCCACAUUGCUUCCCACGAUAUUUCUAAUUGUCGAGAGAGGGAUUUUCAGGCUUUAGCCAAUUAAAAAGAGGCUCCAAAGACUGCCAAAAUUCUCUACUCAUUUUACGCUGUCUGUUACCUCUAUAUAGAGGUAAAACGGCGCCUUUAUAGAUUGAACGCGACAAUGCGUGAGUGGGUCGUGCAGCGCAUGCGUUAAUUGCAUUAAAUAAUUUAACGUGAUUAAUUUGAAAAAAAAAAAAUUAACGCCGUUUAAGCGAUAAAUUUGAUAGCCCUACUUUAAGCCAAAACUAAAGACUUUGGAUGAAUGUAAGACAUUUUGUCUGUAACGUUAAAUACAAUUAGAAAACGAUUUAAUUAGAAAAUAUACGUAUAUAUAUAUAUAUAUAUAUAUAUAUAUAAUUAAAAAAAGGCAUGUCCAAUAUUUUUUUGCCGAUUCUGAUACUUUGAAAAUGACGUGAUCGGACCCAGUUGAUCGGGACAUCUUUACCACCAAUGCAUUUUUAAUUGAGAAUUUGAGCAUUAUCUGACAGAAUUGCAGGGGUGCCAAUACUUUUGGCCAGCAGUGUGUAUGUUUUUAGAGUGCCAUGCAAAAGGAAUAAUUGUCAUUCUGAAGUAAUGUAAAAGUAUUGUUGAAAAUGUGUACAUAUGUUUAUUAUUAUGCUUUGUAUUUAUUAUUUGUUCGUUUUUUGUUAUGAAGCGAUUUAAACGGAUUGUAAUUUUGACACCGAUAGUCAAAAUUUCUCCCCUGGAACUAACAAGUUUAGAUUAAUUUUUUUACUUAACAAUAGAUCAAGUGUGUGUCCAAUGACCAUUAGGUAACACGCUUCCUCAUCCACACACUAUGUGAGUAAAUGUUCAAGCUUUAUUGAAAGAUAAAGGAAGGUAAAAUGUUUCAUCCUCUCUCCCUGCAGCAUUUCCUUUCCCUUGCUCAUCGCAUUGCUUAUCACGAGCGCAAUACUGAGAACGUAGUUCUUGUGGGGAAUGUGUGACGUGUUCGUAUUUCAUCAUGUGACCGCCCGAAGCAAGCUUUGUCAUACAACAAGUGUUUUCCAAGCCAUAUUUCAGAAGGUAUGAAUAGCACUUUUUAGUAUCAGUAUUUCGUCUCGUACAGUGGGGCAAAUAAGUAUUUAGUCAACCACUAAUUGUGCACGUUCGCCCACUUGAAAAUAUUAGAGGCCUGUAAUUGUCAACAUGGGUAAACCUCAACCAUGAGAGACAGAAUGUGGGGGAAAAAAACAGAAAAGCACAUUGUUUGAUUUUUAAAGAAUUUAUUUGCAAAUCAUGGUGGAAAAUAAGUAUUUGGUCUAUAGCAAAAGUUCAUCUCAAUACUUUGUUAUGUACCCUUUGUUGGCAAUAACAGAGGCCAAACGUUUUCUCUAACUCUUCGUAAGCUUUUCGCACACUGUUGCUAGUAUUUUGGCCCAUUCCUCCAUGCAGAUCUCCUCUAGAGCAGUGAUGUUUUGGGGCUGUCGUUGGGCAACACGGACUUUCAACUUUCAACUUUGUUGCCCUGGCUGUGUGUCAUGCUGAAAGACCCAGCCACGUCUCAUCUUCAAUGCCCUUGCUGAUGGAAGGAGAUUUUCACUUAAAAUCUUUCGAUACAUGGCCCCAUUCAUUCUUUCCUUUACACAGAUCAGUCGUCCUGGUCCCUUUGCAGAAAAACAGCACCAAAGCAUGAUGUUUCCACCCCCAUGCUUCACAGUGGGUAUGGUGUUCUUCGGGUGUAAUUCAGUAUUCUUUUUCCUCCAAACACGAGAACCUGUGUUUCUACCAAAAAGUUAUAUUUUGGUUUCAUCUGAGUCCCUGGCGGCCCAUUGUGUUACUGAUAGUAGCCUUUGUUACUCUGGUCCCAGCUCUAUGUAGGUCAGGCAUGUCCAAAGUCCGGCCCGGGGGCCAAAUGCGGCCCCCAGCCUCUGUCAUAAAAUCAAUAACAUCCGGCCCGCACACAGACUUAAUAAAUUGGUCAGCAGUACUGCAACCAGCAUAUGAAGUAGCUUACACACGAAAUGCUGCUCCUCAUUUACCCACUAAAAGGCAGCAGCAAUUUAACCCUUUAUUGCCAAAUGUAAUGUAUCACUUUUGAUACACCUAAAAUUUCAUGAUUUUCAGACUAAUUUAGAAUUUUGACAUUUCUUUUUGGGAAUAAAAUGAUGAAUUCAAGUCAACACAUGCAUCUGCAGGUUCCAUAAGAAAAAAACAUGAAUUAGCAUGGGUUUAUAGAUAUUAGAGCGCUUAUUACACAUAUUCAUUUUGACUUUUUUCACAAAUUUGAAAAAAAGGUUUCAUUAGGACCUUAUUUUCAAAUUUUGGGAUUCUAUGAUAAUUGCUUCAUGUUGCAGGUAUUUAAGGGCUAAGCAACAUUACUCCGUGUGACCCUCUGCUUCCAAUUUUCUAAAAUUGCGACAAUCAACAAAAAAAAGUUGACUGUGCCGACCGACGCUUCAUGGAUAAGUGGAAAUUGGACUAUUUCUUCACUACAAUACGCAACAACUGUGUCUUGCCUCAUUUGCAAAGAGACAGUCGCUGUUUUUAAAGAUUUCAAUGUGAGGCCAAAUUACCAAACAAGACAUGCUGACAUGUACGACAAGAUUACAGGGAAGAUUUGCAGCGAGAAAUUGAAGCAACUUGAAGCUAGCAGUAGUAUUUCGCAAGAGCCCGAGAGUCGAAAGAAAACGCUGCAAAGGCUAGUUGCGAGAUUGUUGAAAUUAUUCAUUAAAAAAAAUAAUAAAGCAAAUGUGACACACUGAAUGACUUGCUAAAUUUUGCUUAAAUAUAUUGUUCUACGUAAAGGACGUCAGCCAAGGUCGGCCCCCCACAUUUUUACCACGCCAAAUCUGGCCCCCUUUGCAAAAAGUUUGGAUUUUUGCUCACCGUUCUUAUCAUUUUGACGCCACGGGGUGAGAUCUUGCAUGGAGCCGCAGAUCGAGGGAGAUUAUCAGUGGUCUUGUAUGUCUUCCAUUUUCUAAUAAUUGCUCCCACAGUUGAUUUCUUUACACCAAGCGUUCGACCUAUUGCAGAUUCAGUCUUCCCAGCCUGGUGCAAGUCUACAAUUUUGUCUCUGGUGUCCUUCGACAGCUCUUUGGUCUUGGCCAUAGUGGAGUUUGGAGUGGGACUGACUGAAGUUGUGGACAGAUGUCUUUUAUACCAAUAAUGAGUUAAAACAGGUGCGAUUAAUACAGGUAACGAGUGGAGCCUCGUUAGAAGAAGUUAGACCUCUUUGACAGCCAGAAAUCUUGCUUGUUUGUAGGUAACCAAAUACUUAUUUUCCACUCUAAUUUGUAAAUAAAUUCUUUAAAAAUCAAACAAUGUGAUUUUUCUGUUUUUUUUUCUCCACAUUCUGUCUCUCAUGGUUGAGGUUUACCCAUGUUGACAAUUACAGGCCUCUCUAAUCUUUUCAAGUAGGAGAACUUGCACAAUUGGUGGUUGUCUAAAUACUUAUUUGCCCCACUGUAUUUCCAAUACACCAGUGCCCUUCUAAACACUUAUUAUUUUUUCCAAAUAGUGGAUAUAAAAAGUCUACACGGCCCUUGUUUAACUGCCAGCAAACACUUCCGAUUUAAGCUGAGGUGUGAAGACUUUUUGUAUUUACUGGAGCUUGUGUAGCAAUCUAUUCCAAAAGAAAGGUCUCACAUUCCUCUCAUCAUUUGUCUUCCCCAUUUUUUUGUGUGUGAGUGUCAUUAUGCAUAUGUUUUGAGUGGUGAUUACUUAUAUUUUUAGAAGGAAAAAAAGCCACCGUGUCAAAAACGUACAGUGGUAUGAAAAAGUGUCUGAACCUUUUGGAAUUUCUCACAUUUCCACAUAAAAUCACCAUCAAAUUUGAUCUUUGUCAAAAUCACACAGAUGAAAAAGGUGUCUGCUUUAACUAAAACUGCCCAAACAUUUAUAGGUUUUCACUAGGGCUGUCAAACUUAUCGCGUUAACAGGCGGUAAUUAUUUUUUUAAUUAAUCACGUUAAAAUAUUUGAUGCAAUUAACGCACAUGCCCCGCUCAAACAGAUUAAAAUGACAGCACAGUGCAAUGCCAACUUGUUGUGUUUUUUGGAGUUUUGUCGCCCUCUGCUGACGCUUGGGUGCGACUGAUUUUAUGGGCUUCAGCACCCAUGAACAUUGUGUAAUUAUUGACAUUAACAAUGGCGGUCUCCUAGUUCAUUUUUUGAUUGAAAAUUUUACUCAUUUUAUUAAAACGAAAACAUAAAAUUUCUAUAACUUGUGCUAACAUUUAUCUUUUAAGAACUAUAAGUCUUUCUAUCCAUGGAUCGCUUUAACAGAAUGUUAAUAAUGUUAAUGCCAUCUUGUUGAUUUAUUGUUAUAAUAAACAAAUACAGUACUUAUGUACCGUAUGUUGAAUGUAUAUAUCCAUCUUGUCUUUCCAUUCCAACAAUAAUUUACAGAAAAAUAUGGCAUAUUUUAUAGAUGGUUUGAAUUGCGAUUAAUUACGAUUAAUUACAUUUUAAGCUGUAAUUAACUCGAUUAAAAUUUUAAUCGUUUGACAGCCCUAGUUUUCAUAUUUUAAUGAGGAUAAUAUGCAAACAAUGACAGAAGGGGAGGGAAAAAAGUAAGUGAACCCACCCCGGCAGCAAUAACUUCAACCAGACGCUUCCUGUAGCUGCAGAUCAGUCUGGCACAUCGAUCAGGACUAAUCUUGGCCCAUUGUUCUUUAAGAAACUGCUGUAGUUGUGGCAGACGGCCUCGGGUUUUCCUGCAAAGCAUCCUGCAAAACUUUUGAAUUCAUUUUUCCAUAAAUGAUUGCAAGUUGUCCAGGCCCUGAGGUAGCAAAACAGCCCCAAAUCAGGAUGCUCCCUCCACCAUGCUUCACGGUGGGGAUGAGGUGUUUAUGUUGGUGAGUUGUUCCAUUUUUCCUCCACACGUGUUACUCCCAAACAAUUCAACGUUGGUUUCAUCAGUCCACAAACUAUUUUGCCAAAACUUCUGUGGAGUGCCGAAGUGCCUUUUUGUGGACAUUAAACGAGCAAAUUAUUAUUAUUAUUUUUUUUUUUUAGACAGCAGUGGCUUUCUCCGUGGAGUCCUCCCAUGAACACUAUUUUUGGCCAUUGUUUUACAUAUAGUUGAUGUGUGCACAGAGAUAUUGGACUGUGCCAGUUAGCAGACACUCUUGGGUUCUUUUUCACCUCUCUUAGUAUUCUGCGCUGAACUCUUGGCGUCAUCUUUGGUGGACGACCACUCCUUGGGAGAGAAGCAACAGUGCCAAACUCCUUAUUUGUAGAAAACUUGUCUGACUGUCAAUUGAUGCACAACCAGACCUUUAGAGAUGUUUUGGAUUCUUUCUCAAAUUUAUACAAAUCAACAAUCCUUGAUCGCAGGUCUUCAAACAGCUCUUUUGACCGAGCCAUGAUGCACAUCUGACAAUGCUUCUCAUCAAGGCAAUUCUUACCAGGUGUGUGUUUUAUAGUGGGCAGGGCAGCUUUAAACCACUCAUCACUGAUUGGGCACACACCUGACUUAAACUGUUUGGUAAAAAUAUGUUUCAAUUCUCUUUUAAGUCUCCUUAGGCAGAGGGUUCACUUACUUAUAUUCUCCUUUCUGUCAUUGUUAGCAUGCUAUCCUCAUUAAAAUAUGAACACCUAUAAAUAGGGUUGUUCCGAUCAUGUUUUUUUUUGCUCCCGAUCCGAUCCCGAUUGUUUUAGUUUGAGUAUCUGCCGAUCCCGAUAUUUCCCGAUCCGAUUGCUUUUUUUUUUGCUCCCGAU
Molecule: messenger RNA, 9205 nt
Organism: Corythoichthys intestinalis (scribbled pipefish)
Lineage: Eukaryota; Metazoa; Chordata; Actinopteri; Syngnathiformes; Syngnathidae
Gene: atxn7l1
Product: ataxin 7-like 1
Exons: 13
Coding region: 16-2310 (764 amino acids)
Source: RefSeq, a predicted model, not a curated record